Oldenlandia corymbosa var. corymbosa is the source of this 2337-nucleotide messenger RNA. Lineage: Eukaryota; Viridiplantae; Streptophyta; Magnoliopsida; Gentianales; Rubiaceae. The record is from the annotation of a GenBank genome assembly.
AUGGCUGAUCUGGAUGAUGAUCAUUAUCAGCGGUUAGAUUGUGUCGCUGAAAAAAUCAAUAAACUCGGUCAGGAUUGGUUUUUUCUGCAAAUGUUUGUGUCUUCCACAUAUUACAGUGAUGUAGAGGAGAUUAUGGAGAUUAGAACAUACUUCUUCUUGAACAUUUGUGGUGGUGUGGCGGAAAAGAUUCUGCGAUACUUUAACUUGGAAACCUCACAAGAAGUGCCAAGUAUGCUCAGUUACUGCCAAACAAAGACUGAUGAGCUCAUUGAGACACAGAUUCGAGACGCCCUGAAGGACUUACCCAUAUCACAAGUUCUUCCGAGGGGUUGUGGUGUUGUUGUAAACAAUAUAGCUUUACUAUGCGGUGAGCUGGAAAUGAUCUGCAGGUACUUGAGAUGUAUGGCUGAUUUUUGUCCACAUGAAGACACAUUUGGUGAUGCUCAUUCUGUUGUCCAGAGGAUUGUAUUUCGCUCUUGUAGUUUCUGGUUUGGUCGAAACGACCCUGAAACUGCAAAUGCUACAGCGGUUGAAAUUGUUAGUUUGCUUCGGGAGAUUGAUCCGACAAAUCUAGAGUUCCUGCAGUCACAUCUCACACUCCUGGAGGCUUCUUACAAACUUCAAGACCGAUAUGGCAACAGAGGGUGUGUUAAUGUAGUUGACUUUUGCAACUAUCUUCUCAAUGGGUGUGAUACAGGUAUUGGAAAGGAGCUAAGUUCCCUUGUUACCCUUUACAUUGAGAAUGAACUAGAGGCUGGUGAGGAGGUAAUGCACAAUUUGGUUACAGAGAUCUUGUCACUUCUUGCGGAGGCAGCCUUUCCACUCCAUAUCCUGCAACAAGAUCUUGUCGAAGAUGGCGAUAGUGUUUUAUUCACACGGGAAUUAAUCAAGCCGAAUGUAGCUGCUGCAUUGCCAUCCUGUUCAGAGUUGCGAUCAAAAGUUUGUCUUCUCAGGGCAGAGCUUUUCCUCAAACGACAACUCGUCACUCCCAAUGCCUCGAUGCUUUUCAAUGAUGAUCGAUUUUUCAAAGUCAAUAUGAUCCUCACGGACCUGGGGGCUUUUACCAAAGAUCUAAGUCAGCAAGAGAACACAGAAUUUGUGAGGCAGACUUUGGUACUUGCUGAAGAGUUGGAAAACGAGAUAGAAUCCCUUCAGAAGUCACUUCUUUCCAAGAAGACAACUGGUCCUUUUGUAAAGCUCUUACUUUUGCAGUUGCUUUUCAGGAUCGUCUUUUUCAAGGCCGAUUCGUUUUUAGCAGAGUUACUGAAGAGUGGUGACAUUGUGAAAGCUCACAAGAGGGAUGAAAUUCAAUACCUUGUUGAGGAGCUUGAUUAUUUUAAAGUGAUUGUAAAAAUGAAGCUGGCAAGUAACCCAUCAAAUGAAGCAAUUACGCAACUUGAAGUUGUCGUUGGGGAGAUGACACUUCUUUCUUACAUUGUACAUUCAUUGCCUCAAUUAAACAUAAAGGAGUUUCGGAAACAGGAAUUUGAGUCAAUCACACCCAUCAAGUAUCGUAUUGAGGAAGUUCUGUUGCAUCUUGAGUCUUUGAUGCUUUUCCUUUUGCAAGUGAAAGAUGCCAAUGUCAAGCUGGGAGAACUAAAGAACCUCAGGAAUCACAUCAUAGAGGCAGCAUAUAAACUAGAAUAUGUUGUUGAGGCAAUUGAAGUCGAUGGUCACUUGCAGGAAUCACUAUGGCUAUAUGAUGUCCUGGAGGAUAUUAGACGUCUUGAUCAACAAAUCAGCAAAAUCAGUGAGGUAUCGCAUGCCAGCCAAGUAGAAAACCUCCCACAGAUUUCAUUGCAGACAGUGUCAAGAGAUAGUACACCAGAAAUCAAUGAGAUACUGGUUGAUCUUGAUGAUGAAGAAAAUGUAAUAGUUGAUCGCCUCACCAAAAGGUCCUCACUGCAGGAUGUGGUCUCGAUUGUUGGCAUGCCCGGUAUUGGUAAGUCAACUCUAGCUAGAAAAGUGUUUAACAAUCCGAAUGUGGUGUGUUAUUUUCAUCGCCGUUCAUGGUGUACUGUUUCACAAACAUACUCCAAAAGGGAGUUGUUGCUUGAGCUAUUAAGUCAUAUUGAUGUGCUUACUAAAGACAUCAAUAAAAUGACUGAUGAUGACCUGCUAUCCAAAUUGCGUCGUUACUUGUUGAAAAUUAAGUAUUUGAUUGUUAUGGAUGAUAUAUGGGAUAAUGCAGCUUGGAAUGACUUAGAGUAUUAUUUUCCGGAUGACAGGAAUGGAAUUAGAAUUCUCAUAACCAGUCGUCGCCAGGAUGUGGCCUCAAGAAUCAAAGCUGAUAGUGAUUCGCAUCCUGUUCGUCCAUUGUCGGAUGUUGAAAGUUAG